This is a messenger RNA of Polistes dominula (European paper wasp), 1035 nucleotides long. RefSeq lists its product as uncharacterized. Gene Ontology annotation, biological process: purine nucleoside metabolic process; peptidyl-glutamate ADP-deribosylation; DNA damage response. The record is from RefSeq and is a predicted model, not a curated record. Gene Ontology annotation, molecular function: ADP-ribosylglutamate-[protein] hydrolase activity. Gene Ontology annotation, cellular component: nucleoplasm. NCBI's taxonomy places the organism in Eukaryota, Metazoa, Arthropoda, Insecta, Hymenoptera, Vespidae.
AAAAAAAAGCAAAUAAAAACUCGCAUUUUAUACCGGUCACAUUUACAAUAUUAUUCUGAUAUAUUUACGUCUUUAAUAAAGUUCAUAUAAUCAUAAAAGAUAAAGCAAAUAAGCAUCGUUGUAUAGUGAUCAAUUUAGUGAUGUAACGUCAAUAAAAGUUACAAAUAUUUAGUAAUAUUUGUUAAUAACAAGAAAUAAACAACUAUAAAUGCAGAGAAUAUCUGCUUACGUACGAACUUUGAAUUCAACUUUCAUUCAAUCAUUCGUUCCAUACUUGACUACCAGAACCAUGGCAAGCAAUAAUGAUGCAAAGACAUCUUUUGAAAAUAAAAAGCAGGAAUACAUGAACAUGUCAUUAGAAGAAAGAAAGAAAUCAUUUAAAUCAACUACAAAGAGCAUUAAUGAAAUACCAACGUGGGCAGAAUAUUGGUUUAAGAAUAAAUCAAUUAUAAGCGUUAAAGUUUCUAAUCAAAAUGCCAAAGCUGGCAUGGAUGUUGCCAAAAAGAUUUCCUUUUGGAUGGGAGACAUUACCACUCUCGAGGUAGAUGCAAUUGUCAACGCAGCUAAUUCGGUCUUAAUACCUGGCGGAGGAGUCGACGGUGCUAUUCACAAAGCUGCUGGACCUUAUUUGAAAAUGGAAUGUGCCACGUUAGGGAGAUGUCCUGCCGGAGAAGCUAAAAUCACUGGAGGAUAUAGUUUACCAGCUAAAUAUGUCAUUCAUACCGUUGGUCCAGUUGGAAAGAUACCUGAGGUAUUGGAAAAAUGCUAUAAGAAUUGUCUCGAUUUGGCAAAAGUUUAUGGAUUAAGAACCAUAGCAUUCCCAUGUAUAUCUACAGGAGUUUAUGGUUAUCCACAAGAAGCAGCAGCUCGAGUGGCUUUGUCUACAGUCACAAAUUAUCUUAUUAAUGAUAUAGAUAGCAUGGACCGAGUAAUCUUUUGCCUCUUUUUAAACAGUGAUAAAGAAAUAUACGAGAAAUUGUUACCAAGUUAUUUUGAUCUGAACUAAAUACAACUAGCAGUUAAGUUUAUAUUUAG